AUGCUCUCCAUGAAAAUUUUCUUGCUUUUGACGGCUCUUGUCUUGCAAGGCCAAGCUGUCUAUUCCAAGCAAGAAUUUUUCGCCUUCAAGUGCAGCUCGAAAAGACCUAACCCUUACUGUUCUCAGCAGACCUUCAAAAACGGCGCUGUAACUUCAGCUUCGCUCCAACUCCCACUCGCGCCCCCAAAGCAACCCGGACAUCGACAGGAGUAUAUCUGCAGCAACGUGGCCGAUCCCAACGCUGCAAUCCUCAACCAGUGUUGUUCAGCCCGCUACCAGCCUUCAACCGCAGCUCCCGGACUCCAUAUGAUUGACACAUCCCUUGAUUACACUCUUAUUCCUCCCUUUCACAUCACUGUGCUGUUGCAUUACACACUCUUGCCGCUACUAAACGGUUUUCGCAAUGUAUACAAAGCUGAAUCACGCAAGCUGGCCUAUUAG
Molecule: messenger RNA, 441 nt
Organism: Puccinia triticina
Lineage: Eukaryota; Fungi; Basidiomycota; Pucciniomycetes; Pucciniales; Pucciniaceae
Exons: 3
Coding region: 1-441 (146 amino acids)
Source: RefSeq, a predicted model, not a curated record